CGCCGCACGGCCUGCCGGGAGCUGCAGUCCCGCCGCGGCGGGAACCGGGCGGAAGUCGGCGGCCUCUCCUCGGUGGCUGCGGCGUUGCAGGCGGCGGCCGCCGGUCUCCUGAGCCGGGGCGGGCGGCGGCGGGCAGCGCCGGGGCGAGCGCGGAGCGGGUGAUGGCUGAGCUGAGAAGCUCAUGAAGCUUAUGUGAAAUAUUCAAUAGAUAUUUCUACUGAUCAAUACCUCAGACGAAAUAAGCGUGUCCAAAGAUGGCAAUAGAUCUGGAGUAUGCAGCAGUCCAUGGGAGUGAGCUGACAUCUGAUUAGUUAGUGUCUAGGUAGCUUGAUGGCUCUCACUGAGUCUAAACCAAAGCCAUCUUUCUACCAAAGCAAAAAACGGACAGUGCACAGUCUGACCACGGAAUGCUAUUUCCAAAGAAGUGAAUUGUGAAGAAGGAACUCAUGAAUUUCGAUCACGGAGGCUUGGAGAGCAUCUCUGAUGUCUGCUCCAGUGAAGAUCUUCCUGAGGUAGAGCUGGUGAGCAUGCUAGAAGAACAGUUGCCAGAGUACAAAUUACGAGUGGACUCUCUGUACCUGUAUGAGAAUCAAGACUGGAUCCAGUCCCCUACAUGCCAUGGUCAUCUUCCUGCAACAACUUCUCCGAUUCAUGACGAGGAGACCUUCCGUUACAUGACUCUUAUCGAACUUCCUCCCUCCUCCUUGGCUGAAUCUCACAAAUUUGCACAAGUUCUUGCCACAGAUAAUGUGGAGCAAAUAACGAAAGCCUACAGUGAUGCUGACAUGGUCAAACAUUUGCUAGCUGAGAGAGAUCGGGACCUGGAACUGGCAGCUCGAAUUGGACAAGCCCUUCUUAAGCGAAACCAUCUUCUGACAGAACAGAAUGAAGCACUAGAAGAACAGUUAGGACAAACUCUAGACCAAGUUAACCAGCUGCAGCAUGAACUAUCGAAGAAGGAUGACCUGCUUCGUGUUGUUUCAAUUGCUUCUGAGGAGAGUGAAACAGAUUCCAGCUGUUCCACACCACUUCGUUCCAAUGAAUCUUUCAAUGUAUCACACAGUCUCUUGCAGCUGGAUAUCUUGCAAGAUAAACUCAGGGAGUUAGAAGAGGAGAACCUUGCUCUCCGAUCAAAGGCUUGCCAUCUGAAGACAGAAACCAUUACAUAUGAAGAAAAGGAACAGCAGCUCGUUAAUGACUGUGUCAAAGAGCUACGGCAAUCAAAUGCUCAAAUUUCCAGAAUAACAGAGGAGCUGUCAGAGAAGAGUGAGGAGCUGGUUCGCUACCAGGAAGAGAUCUCAUCCCUUUUGUCUCAGAUUGUUGAUCUUCAGCAUAAACUCAAAGAACAUGUGAUUGAAAAGGAGGAGCUGAAACUCCACCUACAAGCUUCCAAAGAUGCUCAGAGACAACUGACAGCAGAGCUACAUGAGCUGCAAGAUCGGAACGCAGAGUGCCUGGGGAUGUUGCAUGAAUCACAAGAAGAAGUGAAGUUGCUGCGCAGCAGAGCCAGCUCUGCUGCUGUUCUCUGCCGCCCCCAGGCAUGUGGAGCAUUUCCUGGGGAUUCCCUUGCAGCAGAAAUUGAAGGGACAAUGCGGAAGGAAUUGAGUCAGGGUGAAGAACCUCUUCCCUCUAAGCAAAAGGGUCAACAGAAACGAGUAUUUGACACUGUCAAGGUUGCUAAUGUCACUCGUGGUCGGUCUUCUUCCUUUCCUGCCCCACUGCCAAUCCCUGGAUCUAAUCGGUCAAGUGUCGUUAUGACGGCAAAGCCCUUUCAGUCUGGAUUACACCAGUCGAAGAGCCACAUACAGAUGACCCAGAGGAGUAGCUCUGAGAAGAAUCUGAGGGACACUCAUAAGCCAGGCCAGCCAGGAGACCCUGGAGACAAUGACUUAGCCACAGCUCUGCACAGGCUGUCCCUCCGUCGUCAGAACUACCUGAGCGAGAAGCAGUUCUUUGAGGAGGAGUGGGAGCGAAAGAUGCAUUUGCUGGCUGAGCAGAAAGAAGAGGCUAGUGGCUGUAGUACACCAACAGAAAGCUGUUUCUCUCUGGGUACCAACUCAGAAUUCACAGAUCUUUCUGCCAGCUCUAGUAACUUCCGUGUCCUCCUACCAGAAAAAUUACAGAUUGUCAAGCCCAUUGAAGGAUCUCAGACCCUUUCUCACUGGCAGCAGCUUGCUCGACCAAACCUAGGCACCAUUCUUGACCCAAGACCAGGUGUUGUUACAAAAGGUUUUACCCCUCUGUCUGAUGAUACUGUGUACCACAUCUCUGACUUGGAGGAGGAUGAUGAGGAAGAAGGGGAAGGAGGUAUAACAUUUCAAGUGCAACCUUCCUUCCUGGAGAAAAGGAAAUGUCCAGUGGCAAAGCCAGUGGCAGGGAUUUUCCUGCCACCUAUUACUUCAGCAACUGUACCACUCACUGCCUCAAAUCCAGGGAAAUGUCUGUCUUCCACAAAUUCCACAUUUACCUUCACUACCUGUAGGAUCCUUCAUCCAUCUGAUGUCACCCAAGUUACUCCCAGCUCCAUGUGUGCUCCAUUUUCACUUGGAAAUAGUGCUAGCAGCACUGGAAAUGCAGUGGUGAGCACUCCAGCCAUGUCUUACAGGCUUAGUAUUGGAGAAUUCCUCACCAACAGAAGAGAUUCAACUACUACUUUCAGCAGCACCAGCAGUCUGGCCAAACUUUUGCAAGAACGAGGCAUCUCUGCCAAAGUUUAUGAUAGCCCCAUCUUAGAAAAACUGCCUUUGCUACAUCCCCCUCGAAAUGUUUCCAUUCCUUCUACUCCACCAAAUUCUCCCUCACGUUCACCUUGUCCUUCCCCUCCACCAUUCGAGCCUCGAGCGCAUCUCUCAGAAAACUUCCUGGCUUCGCGACCAGCGGAAACAUUCUUGCAAGAAAUGUAUGGCCUAAAGCCCUCCCGUAACGCUCCAGACGUAGGCCAACUGAAGAUGAACCUGGUGGACAGGCUGAAGAGGCUGGGUAUUGCCAGGGUGGUCAAGCCCCCUGAGGCACAGGACCAAAGGAAAAAUCAGGGGCCAGAGGUUGGCCUGCAGAGACAGGACUCAGCAGUAUUUUUAAAUGCAGGUAGCAACUUAAUGGCAGGACUGAGAAGAAACCAGAGCCUUCCAGUCAUGAUUGGGGCACUGGGAGCUCCAGUUUGCACACAGUCAUCAAAAAUGGAUAUCCUAAAGGAGAACUGACUGGUUUGAAAAACAGCUGAUUUGUAGCAUGGUAAAUAAUAAACGAGAGAUAAACGUUUAGCACAGGCAUGGUUAGAUGUGUUACAGAAGAGGUGGAGAAGGCAUGUGCAUGUUAAAAGAUGUGUGAGAGACGUGUUGGAAUCAAGGAGAAAAGAACAUCGCUUGGGUUUGAGGAAAGAGGGUUCUGUGGAACAUAAGAAAGGAAAGAAGAAACCAAAGCUUAGUUUUGAGGCCCUUUUCAGGAUCUGUCUUAGCUUAAGCAAAAAUAAAAGACCAUAGUAGAUAUUCUCAUAUUCAGUAUUUUAAUCUUUUAAACUGUAACUGUCCUGCAGAUGCUGUUCUAUUUUUCCACCAUAUGAUCAUAGUGUUUUACUAGAUGUUAGCAGUCAGACCAUACCAUUUAAGUAUAAUAUUAAAAUAACAAUCAGUCUGACUAGCACCAUUGGUUCAAGUUUCUCUUUCUGGCAAACAAAUACAGAAAGCUGGAUUCUUUUGAUUCUUGUAUUUUCCAGUUCAGAGGCUGCACUGAAGCCCUGUUUUGAACUCCUCUCCAUUUCGAGAAGCAGAGGAGAGAACCUUUCAUUCUCUGUAAGGAAAUAGUACUUCUAUUUAUGAACACAGAAAUUGGUGGUCAGGGUUUGUAUUUUGAAAGAGUGCAAUUGUGCUAGUGAAGUAUUAACAGAAGUUAAUUUCUUUCCAGAGGUUCUGAAACACACAGAGGGAGGUGCAAUGAAUAAGAAUUAAAAAGCAGGAAAGUAUGUAUUAGGUACAAAAAAUGUAAAAAUGUUUUAUUUCAUGCUAAGGUAACUUUCCAAAGUGUGCUGUGCAUCUUUUUUAAUGAGGGUAGUUUUGCACAUACGAAAAAAAUCUCAGGCACGUGUCAGUGUUGCAAAGGGAAAUAAAACCUAGGUGCUUGAUUCAGGGUUUCUUUUUAUUUGACCUAAGCAGAGAGCAUUUACUUAAAGACAAGUGUUGGAAGUUCUGAGAUCAAAAUGUUCUCUCGACAGGUCGGCAGUCUAUACAUUUGACAGCUCUGUAGUGAACUUCAUGCAUUUCAUUCAGAUAUUUCUGAUUUCAGGCAGGAUUCUGUUUAAAAGAUUUCAUUAAGAAAAUCUGUGGAAAUUGUUUUAGAUCUGUGGUUAGAGCAAAAUUUAGCGCUCCACGUUCUGAAACAACAAGGAAAAUGAAAGCUAGUGUUCUUUGUAGCACUUCAAUGGAUAUAAAUCGGUUUUGUCUGUGUUGGAAUCUUGGGUUUUGUUGAUGGAGAGUGAUUCUGAAUCUGCUUCUGAACAAAACUGAGGGAGACUUUCUGCCUCAAAAAAAAUGCCCAAAUCUGUUGGAGAAAUCUGAUUUGUCUGAGUGGUAACUUACAGAAUAUUACAACCCAGGCUGCCUUUUGGAUUCAGGAAAAAAAAAUUCAUCCUGUCCAAGAUUCUAGCCAUAAUUAAAUAAUCAACAAUAUAUCAUAAUUUGUAGUAUAACUUACAGAAGAAAAUACAUCUGCCUGAAAUUCGUAAGAGGAAUGGGUCUUUGCUAAUGACCAGAAUAGAAACAGGUUUUUACUCUUCAUAUAAUUUUGGACUGUACUUUUCAAUGUUCUGAAGUAAUUUUUAAGGUCCACUUCCAUACAACUAGCUAAAACAGUCAAAGUUUACCCUGCUUGUUACAAUGUAUGGAACAUAUGGAACAUAGCUGGUAUCUUUCUGGGAUCAUGGGGUGAAGCAUCAGUAUGAAUUCAUUGAUUUGAACCUGGCAGGAGGCACAUCCAUCAUGAUCAGGGCCCUUGUUGCUGCAGGGUUGUGUGGAGUAGGGUGGGGAAAGAUAGUUUCAUAAAACAGCUUAUAGGUUACUUAUAAUGUGGCCUUUCUACUUUUACAGCCCUGUAGAUCUUAUGGUGACUCUUUGUGAUAUAGUAGUCUUUUCUAAAAGAAAAGGGAGUAACCACUUCAAACUUGCACAAGGAUUCUCAGCAGAAGCUUGUCUGUCAGCAGCGCACAGAAAUAUUCAGGAACUCCUGGAGUUGCCUUUCGCUCUCUAAGCAAAAUCUUACACUUAUAAAAGGUGAAUUUUAUUUAAAAUACUAUAUACGGGUUAAUUUUGUUUUAAAUGAAAACUGUUUAAUUUCUUCUUGUAAGUAUUUAUGUUUGUACUUCCUUAGCUGUGCACAGGAUCUUACUUAGCUAAGUAAGAAUAAGAACGAAGGGGGGGGGGGUUAUUUUGUUCUCCAGUGAACUAAAAGACUGGUAUGUUUGCUGUGUAUUUGCAGCUCCCAGGGAAACAACAGGUAUGAGUGAACAUAAGAUUAGACAGAGAAGUGUAUAAUGUGUCAAACAUAUGUCCAUUUUAUAUGCAGUUAUUAUAGGAACCAUGUAGUUACAGUUAAACUUUCAAAGGUAUUUCACUGUGUUCCUAACCAACUUCAUUAAAUACCUCCAGCCAUUGGAUCAUUGUGUGUUAGCAGCAGAAGCAACAAACCAACUAAAUCAGAAUUCCUGUGGCAGACCAGGCUUCUGCUAAAAUUCAUCUAAAAGCACAUAAAUGAAAUGCAUGUUUGUCUUUGGGACACUUCCAUAUUCCAUAACCUAACAAUAUAAUCUGGUUCACUUCAGUCUAUAUUAUGGAUAUGUGGGAAAGCUUCUUGUAGGAUGAUGUAUAAUCAGAUACUUUAGACAAGGCAGGAAGAAGAGGAAAUAAUUUUUGUACCAUUGUGCUUGUGUGUUUGUGCAGUUGGCUGAUGCUGCAGUGCAGUGCUGUUGGAACUGUCAUGCAUUUAUACCUUUGGACAGUCAUGUCCAUUGUGUAUACAUGUGCCUAACUUGCAGUGACAGGGUAAACUACUGCUUCUUCCAAGUUUACUGUUUCGUGCCAAAACCUAGAAGACAAACUUUUUUGAAUGACUUACGUGUUUCUGAUAGCAUAUUAAAAGCUGUCAUCAUUAUAGGAACCGAUUUGGCUUCUGUUGCCUCCCACCACAGAAGAAAUGAACUUGCCUGACUAAGAUAGCGGAGAUCCUGCACAAGAUCUCUUGAUGCAGAUCAGUGUGACUUGGUUGAGGGGGAAGGAGAACUAGAAGUAAGGGAGAGCUGUGUUUGGAAAAGUUUCUGUUAUCUUGCAGGUUUGGGACAGAACCAAAAAAACCAGAUGAAACAAAGAAAGGAAUUAUUCAUGCAUGCAAAAGUUUCAAUAGACUGAGAAAGAAAUACUUGUAGUACUUAUCUUUAUUCAGAUUCUAAGAUGGCUUAAACUAAGUACAAAUUUAACUUUAUGCCUACAGAACUAGAAAGCUAUAGUUUCACUGACUUUGAUAAAUUCGGUGAUACUGCAUGCUCAAAAUACCCAUGGUCAAUAAAGUGGAGAGUCUACUGUAAUCAAAAAGCAGAAGAAAAGGAAGAAGAAAAUUGGAUUUGAGCCUCAUUUGGCUGUUGCACAAGGGGAUAACACACAAUAUUUAAAUGGUCUGGGAACUUGGUAUUUUUUUCAUCUGCUUUUUGCACCUACUGUUGUUUCAUGGUGGAAUGUAAACUUGAUAAUAAACAUGUAUAACAUGCCCUUUUUCAUUA
Molecule: messenger RNA, 6760 nt
Organism: Dromaius novaehollandiae (emu)
Lineage: Eukaryota; Metazoa; Chordata; Aves; Casuariiformes; Dromaiidae
Gene: TRAK2
Product: trafficking kinesin protein 2
Exons: 17
Coding region: 447-3200 (917 amino acids)
Biological process (GO): mitochondrion distribution; protein targeting; neurogenesis
Cellular component (GO): mitochondrion; dendrite; cytoplasmic vesicle
Molecular function (GO): GABA receptor binding; myosin binding
Source: RefSeq, a predicted model, not a curated record